GCUAGGUAACAGCUCCUGUGCAUUCCGUCUCGUCUCCGUUAUAGGAGCUAGCAUAAAUGCUAUGAUAAACAGCUACAGUUUACGGAGAAAAACGAGCAGUUUGUGUUUCUAAAAAGCUUCUUUCUGGGAGCCAUGACAGCGAUUAAAGAUGGGGAGUACACGGCGACCAUCUACACACUGAUUAAAGACGGACAAUAUGUGGAGGCAAUUCACAUUCUAAACGGCCAACUUCAGAAACACUCCAAGUCCAGAGCGGCGCUGUCGCUGCUGGGGUUCUGCUACUACCACAUCCAGGACUUCAACAGCGCCGUGGAGUGCUACGAGCAGCUCACCCAGCUGCACCCGGAGGUGGAGGAGUACAAGCUGUACUACGCCCAGUCGCUGUACAAAGUCGGGGCUUACUCUGAGGCCACCAAGGCCUCGUUUGUCCUGGACAACCCCGGCAGCCACAUCAAGAUGGUGAAGCUCCAGGCAUGUAUCAAAUUUUGUGAGGAGGAUUAUUCUGCUGCCAAGUUGCUGCUGGAGCAGCUGCCGCCGGACGACCCGGACUACAUCUACAACAUGGGCUGCUUGCUCUAUCAGGACGGCAAGUAUGAGGAGGCCAGCAAGAAGUUCAUGACGGCCAUGCAGAUGUUGGGAUACGUCCCAGCGUUGUCCUACAACAUCGCCCUGACCUACUACAGCAUGAAGAACUAUCCGCAGGCCGUCAAAUACAUCACAGAGAUCAUAGACCGAGGAAUGAGGGAACAUCCAGAGCUGGACGUCGGGGUGAGAACGGAAGGCUUCGACGUUCACAGCGUGGGAAACACUCUGGUCCUGCAUCAGUCGGCUCUGAUCGAAGCCUUCAACCUCAAAGCCGCCAUUGAAUAUCAGAUGAAGAACGGGAAAGCAGCUCAGGAGGCGCUGACUGACAUGCCGCCGAGAUCAGAGGAGGAGCUGGACCCCGUGACGCUGCACAACCAGGCUCUGGUCAACAUGGAGCUGAAGCCUUCGGAGGGAUUUGAGAAGAUGGCGUUUCUGCUGCAGCAGCCGUCCUUCCCCCGCGUCACGUUCGGAAACCUGCUGCUGCUCUACUGCAAACACGAGUACUUCGACCUGGCGGCCGACGUCCUGGCAGAAAACGCUCACCUCACCUACAAGUUCCUCUCUCCGUACAUGUACGAGUUCCUGGACGCGUUACUGACCUGCCAGACAGCACCUGAGGAGGCCUUUAGAAAGUUUGAAGAGAUGAACAGCAAACUAACAGAGCAACUUCGCAAGCUGGCAAAGCAGGUGGUUCAGGACACCAGACACAUUCGAGACGACGAGUCCCAGAGCAAAACGCUGCACGACUACGACAUGAUGCAGGAGAAGUACGUUGUGGCUCUGAUGGCGCAGGCGAAGAUCUACUGGAACCGCGAGAACUUCCAGAUGGUGGAGAAGAUUUUCCGGAAGUCGGUGGAGUUCUGCAACGACGACGACACCUGGAAGCUGAACGUGGCUCACGUCCUCUUCAUGCAGAACAAGUACAAGGAGGCCAUCAGCUUCUACGAGCCCAUCGUCAAGAAGCACUACGACUCCAUCCUGAACGUGAGCGCCGUGGUUCUGGCCAACCUGUGUGUCUCCUACAUCAUGACCAGCCAGAACGAAGAGGCUGAAGAGCUGAUGAGGAAGAUUGAGAAAGAGGAGGAGCAGAUCUCCUACGAUGAUCCAGACAAAAAGGUUUUCCACCUCUGCAUCGUCAACCUGGUCAUCGGGACGUUGUACUGCGCCAAAGGGAACUACGACUUCGGCAUCUCUCGAGUCAUAAAGAGCCUGGAGCCUUACAACAAGAAGCUGGGGACAGACACAUGGUUCUACGCCAAGCGUUGUUUCCUCUCGCUGCUGGAGAACAUGUCCAAACACAUGGUCAUGCUGCGGGACGCCAUGGUGAAGGAGUGUGUUCAGUUCCUGGAGCACUGCGAGGUUUACGGGAAGGCGGUGCCGGCCAUCAUUGAGCAGCCGCUGGAGGAGAUCAACGUCCACAUUGGAAAAAACACGGUGACGUACGAGGCGCGGCUGCUCAAGGCGCUGUUCUACGAGGUCACCGGCUGGAACAAAUGA
This is a messenger RNA of Gambusia affinis (western mosquitofish), 2082 nucleotides long. RefSeq names its product fleer (gene ift70). The coding region runs from base 133 to 2082 and encodes 649 amino acids. Gene Ontology annotation, molecular function: intraciliary transport particle B binding; protein binding. Gene Ontology annotation, biological process: intraciliary transport. The record is from RefSeq and is a predicted model, not a curated record. The transcript has 19 exons. Lineage: Eukaryota; Metazoa; Chordata; Actinopteri; Cyprinodontiformes; Poeciliidae. Gene Ontology annotation, cellular component: axonemal microtubule; intraciliary transport particle B.